AUGUUGGUGGCCAUCGUUGAUGAUCUUGUAGUUAGUGUUGAUAAUAUUUUACUUGAUGAUUCAAUGAAUACAAUUGAUUCAAUGAAUACAAUUGAAUCAAAUACACAUGCUCAACAAUCCUAUAUUGGUAUAAUAAUUCCACAUUAUAGUGAAUCUAAAUCUGGUUUAACAAAAGGUCAAAUCGCUGGUAUUACAAUUGGUUCUGUUUGCUUUGCAACUGUAAUUGUUGUUAGUAUUGUUUACUCUGUUCACAAAACAAAGAAAAACAAAAAAUGCAAGGAAAUUAGAAGCCUUUAUUACCCUCAAUAUUUGACACAAAGCGUUUGUGGUGUUUAUCAUUAUAUUUUAGUAAAUAAUUCUACUCAACAAUCCAAUAUAGAUAAUUUAUUUCCAGCUAGUUUUUUUUUAACUUCAACCAGUGAUUUUAGUCUUUAUAGCCAUUUUGAGUAUUUAAACAUUGGGGAAACAAAAAAUAUUAUUUUUACAGUUAAUGAUGGUAAUCAAAACAAUGGAUAUUUAAAUGUUAGUUAUAUUUGCAAAGAGGUUGAAGUAUCAUUAGUAACAAUAGAUAUUAUUCAAGAGGUUACUUGGAAUGAUGUUUAUAAAUAUUCAUCAAUUGUAAGAUUAAAUGGAGUACCAGAUGAAAGUACAAUGCCUGAGAGUGAUUUUGCGACAUUAAAUAGAAUGGGAAACUCUCAAUACCGAAUUUUAUAUAGUGAAAAUUAUUAUUUAAAAAUUGCACCAAAUUCAAAUAUAUGGGAUAUUGAUUUAAAAUUUACAAGUAAUCAAGUUUUAAAAGUUUCAGUACCAUUUAAUCUUUUAGAUCCAAUUAUUUCAAUAACUGAUAUUCAAGAAUACAAGUGGAGAGACCUUCGAUACAAUGCUUUGUAUGGUACUGGAAUUGAAUUCACAUCAAAUUCAUCAAUUCAAAGACCAGUUUAUUCUUUUGAAAGUAGUCCGUUCUACUUUACUCCUAAACCAAUAUCUGGUGUAAAAGGUAAGGUUAAAUAUUUCGUUAACCCAAUGCCACUUUUGUUUGGAGAACAAAAUUUUAAUUUUUAUUCCCAAAAGGAGGAUAACUCAUUCAAGAAUGAUUUCAAUUCAACAUUUAAUUUCCAAAUAACAACUUCAAAUCCAUUGGGUACACCAACCGUUAGCCUUGAUAAUACCACAACAUCAAAUUUUAUAACUGUAAAGUUUAAUGGUUUUUCCAGAUAUGAUUUUAAAACUUUGACUUGUAAUUUCAAACAAAUAUUUGAUUCUGGUUUUAUUUAUGAUUUCCCAUUUGGAUUUAUUAAUGGUAACAAUGAUAAUAAUCAAAUGAGUAUUUCCACUCCUAUUUCACCUAAAUCAUUUCAACAAAGUUUUUCUUGGAACUGUGGUUCAUCAUUUGUUGAAGUAAAUAAAGAUUUUUAUAAAAUUGUCAUUUUUAAAGCUCAAGAUGAUGUAGGUGUUAAAUAUAUCGAUCAUAUUAUAGAUGGUGUUUAUUUAAGAUUUGGAUCUCAAAAUUUAGUAUCAGGUAAUAAUUUAAAUGGUGCUUGGGAAUAUGUGCAUGAUGGAGUAAACUUGGGAAUUGAUACCCAAAAUGCAGUUUCACUUAUUAAUGAAUUGGAUUUAAAAACAACUUAUACCCCAUUAUAUCCAUUUUCAAUUACCAAUCCUGAUCAAAUUAUGAUUUUACCUGGAAUUCAAUUAAAUAAUACAGUAAAUUAUUAUAAAGAUUUAAAAAAUAUUUCAUUCUUAUUUAAUAAUGUCCAUGUUACAAAUCAAAGUGUAGAUAAUAUAAUGUAUUUUACAUUUGAUAAUAUUGAAAAUUAUAAAAAUUUAGCAAUUGGUUUUUCAUUAUCUGAACCAAAAACAUUAAAAGAUAAUAAUGCACAAACAGAUUAUUCCUUAAAGUACAGCCCUAAUUAUAAAUUUGCAAAAUGGGAUGAAUCAAAUAGUAGAUUUAGUGUAAUGUUUAAAAUGCCAGCAAAUAUAGUACCAGGUGUGUUGGAUUGGACUUUAACAUUUGCCAAAUAUAAUACACUCAUAAACACAGCAUUACCAGAUAAAUAUCAAUUAAAUAUAAUUUCAGAGAAUAUUGAUAUUGUAGGUCCAAUAGUUACAAAAAUAGUUAAAAAAUCGCAAUCAGAUUUUGGAACAUCAAAUGUUGGUUGGUUAUUAACAAUUGAAGAUGAAAUUAAUGGAUUUUUAAAUGGUUUUGUAACUGUUAAAGGUAGUUUAGAUUCGUCAGUAUAUAAUUUUUCAAUUUCACCUUCAACAGCUGUUAGAGGAAGUGGAGAUAAAUGGAAAGCAGAUUAUUUAAUUUCAAUACCAUUACAAGAUAAUUUAAAUAACUAUGGUUGUAUUGCUCAAGAUUAUAUUAUAGUCAAUGCUUAUCUUGGCGAUACAUUUGGUAAUGUAAAUAAUUAUAUGGCUGUGCUUGAUAAUGAAAGAGUUCUAAGUCCUCUUAGCAUUGUUUCAGUUGUCAAUCCAUUUUACCUUUUACCAUAUGAAUCAUUGACACUUUCAGUAGAUAGCACAAAUUGUAGCACAGCAUUAGAUACAUCUCCACCAACUUUAAUUAGUUUUACAGCAUCAAAAACAAAUAUUGAUGUUGGUUCUCAAGAUAGAUCAAUUACUUUUAAUUUCAAAGCACAAGAUUUAGAUAGUGGUUUAAAGAAUAACCAAUUUCCAGCUAUUUAUUUAAUUGAUGAAAAUUUAGGUUCAGUAGAAUGCAUUUCAAAAAUUGAAUCAAGAACAUCAACAGAUGCAGAAUAUUCAUGUACAGUUGAAAUACCAGUUGGCUUUGGUUAUCCACUCGGAUUUACAGUUUCAGUUUAUGGUUUCAUUAAUAAUGGUGGCUAUUAUUCAGGCUAUUCAAGUGAUUUACUUAAAUCUAUGGGUUCAACUGCAUGGUUUAUUACAACUGAUCAAUUUUCAAUGGAUAUUCCAAUUAUAAAAUCUUCAACAGGUAUAACAAAUCAAGGAGGUGAUAUAUUGUUACAGGGUAGAGGUUUCUCUUCAAUAGAUACUGUUAAUAUUGUUUACUAUGAUUCCCAAUUAGUAUCUCAACCAAUUACAGGUAAUAGAUACAAUAGUGCCUUAGUAAUUACAGGUAUCAAACCAACAAAUCAAUCAUUCACAGUUCAACUUUUAAAUUCAUUACAACCAGUCAAAAAAUCAAACAUUAUUACAAUUACACCAGAACUAUACUUUUUCAACUACACUGACCCAGUUCCAACUCAACCUCCAACUAAACCUCCAACUCAACCUCCAACAAAAUCACCAAUUCCAACAAAUCCACCUCAAAAAUGUUUAGGUAACCCAGAAUGUGGUGGAGAAAAUCAAGGUGUUUGUACAAAGAAUGGUUGUGUUUGUAUAACUCCAUAUUAUGGUAAAGAUUGUAGUUCAAAACUCUUAGAAGUUAUACCACCAAUAAUUAAUGGAAGUAAUCCAUCAAUAGAAAUUCCAAUUCCAGGUGAUAAUGGUGGUGGUUCUUCUACGACCACUGGCGGUAAUCCAAACUUACCACCACAAAUUAUUUACAAAUCAUUAAUUUCAAUUGUUUCAUUAAGAGAAUUAGAUUUCAAUGGUAAUCCAAUCAAAACCAUUCCAUUAAAUACAUGGUCAUUUAAAGAAAUAAACUCAAAUACUAGUAGAUACGAUACAACAAUUUCAAUUGAAGGUAAAGAUGAAAAAGUUAAUGUUACAACAACAAUGCAAUGGUUUUCAAAAACUUCAAGCGUUACAUUCGCAGGUCAACAAUUAACAAUGAAUCCAUCAUCAAUUAAAUUCAAUGUUGAUAUUACAAAUUACCCAUUCUCAUCAGCAUUAAAUCAACUCCAAUUGGUAAUGUCUGCAACAUUACUUUCCACAGGUGAUAAUAGCAAUGAUGAUGUAUGUUCCUCAAAAUCAUUUGGUGAUACCACAAAUGGUGACGAUUCAAACUUUAUUAAAUUACAAAUUGAUGAUCAUUCCGUUUACGGUAGAUUUUUAAAAAGAGCUAUCGUUGAUGAUCUUGUAGUUAGCGUUGACAAUGUUUUACUUGAUGAUUCAAUGAAUACAAUUGAAUCAAAUACACAUGCUCAACAAUCCUAUAUUGGUAUAAUAAUUCCACAUUAUAGUGAAUCUGUAUCGAUUGAUCCUGAUUUUUCACUUUUAAUCGACCAAAAUGCGGCAUCACAAUCAAGUGAAAAUUCAAUAUGUUCAAAGAAAUCUGGUUUAACAAAAGGUCAAAUCGCUGGUAUUGCUAUUGGUGCUGCAGGUUUUGCAACUGUAAUUGUUGUUAGUAUUGUUUACUCUGUUCACAAAACAAAGAAAAACAAAAAAUUUGCUGUUUCAAUGUCAAAGAAAUUAGGAGCUUUAAAUUAG
Molecule: messenger RNA, 4356 nt
Organism: Dictyostelium discoideum AX4
Lineage: Eukaryota; Evosea; Eumycetozoa; Dictyosteliales; Dictyosteliaceae
Exons: 9
Coding region: 1-4356 (1451 amino acids)
Source: RefSeq, a predicted model, not a curated record